AACCAAAAUUCGAAAAUUAAAAUAAUUCAUAUUCCCAACCUUUAUUAUUAUUAUUGGCAUAUUAGAAAUUUCGAAUUCUUAUAAAAUAUGUAUGAGCUAAGUGAGAGUGCCUUGGAUCGGCACUUUGAGUCGCAGCAGCGCAUCAUGGGCUGCGCUUUAAUUGAGAAUGUAAACAAGGCAAACUUUAUGAUUAGCCAACGCUGGCUACAGAGAUUCCAUCGAGCGAGCAGCGCUGAAAAGUACGCGAGAAACUGCCUAAUGCUGCUCAUGUAUGGUCAGCUGCGUGAGAUGGGCAAGCUGACCAAGCCUUUUGUGGAGGUGCACAAUGUCGAGGCAUCACUUGAGGAUGUGCUGCAUAUCUAUCAGAGCAGCAUGGACAAUGAGGCUUCCCAACAGCAAAAGCUGGAGCUGCAUACCGAUGCCGAAGUGGCACCCAACAGACUGCCGCAGUUUAAUGACACAACGGAUGAUUUGUCCAGCUUUGGCGGCAGUCUACGCUCGGCAGGCUCGCAGCUGCUGAGCCUCAAGCGGCACUCGGAGCCAACGGAGGACACAGAGUUUGAGCGCAGAUCACUUGAGAAUCGCAUGCUGCUCAAGGAGAUUGAUUCGCUGCAUGCACGCACGCUGGAGAACGAGGAGCAGUUCAAGCUAACGAACUCAUCCAUAGAGCAUAAGAUCACACAAAGCCAGUUGCCCAUGCAUGGGCCUCGCAGCACGGCAUUGAUGCUGCGCAUUGAGCAGAGCGUGCGGCUGGCUAUGUCACGGCUCAAGCACUGGCCAACAGCCGACAAGGGUCCACUCAACUUUUUGGCCAUUUGUCUGAAUGAGCUGCUUGUGGAUGAGCCUGACAUACGCGCACAGUUGCCGCUGCUGGAUCGCAAGCUGGAGCAUUUGUUGCACAACAUGUUUGAGCAUGCGGCUGAGCGACGUGAGAAGAAUCUACGCAUUGUCUAUGAUCAACUGUUCAAACAACAACAGGAGAUGCUGGAAGCCAAGCAGCAGUUGCUUAGCAAGGAGCAGCAAACUGUCAUUGAGACGCGUAAGCAACUGCAGGCGCAUAUGAAAGAAUUCGAGCUACGUGAGCAACUUCACUGGGAGCGCCAAGCAGAUGCCGCCACACAAUGCAACCCAGAGCAGCUACGUCUCAGCGGCGGCGGUGGCGGGGGCGGAGGCAACGGACGUGGCACAAAAUACAGAAAAGGCAGCGCCCGCUCCCGAGCUACUAAUAGAAUUAAAUUUCAAGCUGAGCAGCACAGCAGCAGCGAAAGCUGCCCAGAGUGCGUAGCUGAACGUAAGGUGUGCCCAUCCAUAGCCUCAAUAUCCAAUGCACCCACUCCCGUGCACACAGCGUGGCAAUCCAGCGAGGAUCUCUACGAGUCCUGCACUUGUAAAUACUGCUCAACGCCAUCAGCAGACGAGCAACCGAAGUCGCAUUAUAGCAAGUGCUAGGCCCUUAUGUACAUAGUUGAUAUAUAUACAUAACAUCUUAUAUAUUUUCUAGUUCACUGCAAUUCAUGUGUUAAAAAUUAUUAAUUGCA
Messenger RNA from Drosophila busckii, 1538 nucleotides. RefSeq lists its product as uncharacterized. Lineage: Eukaryota; Metazoa; Arthropoda; Insecta; Diptera; Drosophilidae. The record is from RefSeq and is a predicted model, not a curated record. The transcript has a single exon. The coding region runs from base 88 to 1449 and encodes 453 amino acids.